AUGGAUACUUAUUCUGUUGAUACACUGUCUUCGUCAUUUGUUCAUCUUCUCAAUAAAGAAGAACAACUUGAACUAUUAGUUGGAUUUAAUUAUGCUCCAGUAAACAGUGUUAUUGGUUCUCUUGCUGCUCAAGAAGUUAUAAAUAUCAUUGGUAAAAGGCCAACAUAUACUAAUGAAGACUCUAAUGGUUUUAUUUAUGACUCUGUUAAUAAUAUUGG
Messenger RNA from Entamoeba nuttalli P19, 218 nucleotides. RefSeq names its product ubiquitin-activating enzyme, putative. Gene Ontology annotation, molecular function: ubiquitin-like modifier activating enzyme activity. The transcript has a single exon. NCBI's taxonomy places the organism in Eukaryota, Evosea, Mastigamoebida, Endamoebidae. The record is from RefSeq and is a predicted model, not a curated record. The annotation marks the transcript as partial.